This is a messenger RNA of Suillus subaureus, 477 nucleotides long. RefSeq lists its product as uncharacterized. Lineage: Eukaryota; Fungi; Basidiomycota; Agaricomycetes; Boletales; Suillaceae. Bases 1 to 477 code for a protein of 158 amino acids. The record is from RefSeq and is a predicted model, not a curated record. The transcript has 6 exons.
AUGCCCUUCGCUAUUUCCAUUUUCUUGUCCCGGCCCCUGCUGCAUGAGACUGAACAUUACAAGAUCAAGCUCGGUAUCAAUCGCCGCGACAAUCCCUUUCAAUGUCACGAGCAGCAAAAGAUUGUCACAGCGCCCAGGCAAUCGGGAGCUCCGUGUGAUGCAUGGCAGUCCAGUCGCACAAGCCAACGUACUGUGCAAUGGGACGAGCCACGAUACAAGGGUCAUUCUGUGAGGGGAGAGGUUCGAGAAUGCGGACUGGAUAACCUGCCUAGCACUGUGUCUUUCACCACGAAAGUCGAUAAUCCGGGAACUCUGCUUCUCGGUCACAUCAAUUACACGAUGUGGAUCAACGACAGCGCAGUCACCGUAGCAAGCUUGGCUCAAGGGUUCGGGGGCACUUGCCACGGUCGAGCGUUUCGGGCGCCUCUCUGGCCAAGCCCAGCACCUUGUAUCGGCUGCGAGUGGAUCCUGAAAUAA